AUAACCGUCCACUGCCUGGGAGACGAGGCGACGUUACGGAGAUGGCUGGUCUACGAUCCCCGUCAGAGGGUGCAGGGCUGGAGGUUCGCCUCCUACAUGCUGUUGCACUCGAAUGCACUUCACCUCGCACUCAACGUGGUCAUUCAGCUGGUCCUGGCGACUCCACUCGAGGUGGAGCAAGGACGAAUAGGAGUGGCGACGAUCUACCUGGGCGGCGGAGUCUGCGGCGCCCUGGGAGCGUCGCUUUUGCAACCUAGUCUUUACCUGGUUGGCGCUUCGGCAGGCGUUUACGCGUUACUCACGAGUCACCUUGCCCAUCUCUAUCUGUGUCACGGCGAGCUGCGCUACGCUGGCUGGCGUCUCGGGGCCGUGCUGCUCCUGGCCGGCGCGGACGUCGCGUCGCUGCCCAUCCCGGCCCUGCUCGGCUGCGGCCGGGUCGGCUGGGCGGCGCACGUCGCGGGCGCGCUGGCGGGCCCGCUCCUGGGCCUGGCCGUGUUCCCGAACCAGAGCAAGAAGGACGCCCGGGGCCGCAGGUUCGUGCGUUACGUGCGGCUGCUCUCGGCCGUGAGCGUGAUGCUGCUGAUCGUCGGCGCCGUCCUCGGCAACGUCUACCUGAUCGCCCUGCCGCAGCUCAGGAAGCCGUCCUCCUGACAGAGGAUCGAGAUGCUCGUCAAGCUCUGCCGGCGGUCCUUCCUGAUCGUCAAGAUCCGGGAGGCCGCGGAGAGCGUGUUCGAGUAGAGGACAGGACCGAUCUGCCGCAGCUGCCGGUGGCAGCUUUUCCACUCUACUCUCGCCUCUCAGAGGCGAUCUCGCGCGAAUCUCAUUAUCCGUUAUUAAAUAAUGCGAAAGGAACCGUGUCUAAAAUAGCAAACCUAAUCACACUUGACUUUGAGAAAUCCGAAAAUUCCCCCCCCCUCCCCCCGGGGGGGAGGAUCGUGCGAUCGAUGAUUCGCACUCGUGCGAGGAAGAGACUUGAGCGUUGGGUCG
Messenger RNA from Pogonomyrmex barbatus (red harvester ant), 987 nucleotides. It is a transcript of the gene rho-6, whose product is annotated as serine protease rhomboid 6. The record is from RefSeq and is a predicted model, not a curated record. Lineage: Eukaryota; Metazoa; Arthropoda; Insecta; Hymenoptera; Formicidae. Gene Ontology annotation, cellular component: membrane. Gene Ontology annotation, molecular function: serine-type endopeptidase activity.